UGGGAGUUCGCCAUCUAUUCAGCGAUAUAAUCCGUGCGGUUCCUCCCGUUAUCGAAUCCACCUGAAUCCGCCCCGGAACCUGUUAUGAACUUGAUGAUUUAGCAAGAGACAUGUCAAUUGAUCUGACGAAAAACAAAGAUGCCCUGGUGGCAGCUUGGCACAGCGUGGUCGACGAUAAAUUGUCUACUAACUGGGCUGUGUUUGGCUACGAAGGGUCGACUAAUAAUUUAAAGGUAGUCGGAACGGGAGAUGGCGGGUUGGAAGAGAUGAUUGAUCGAUUAAGUAGUAGCCACAUCAUGUACGCAUUUUGCAAAGUUAUCGAUACUAAAACAAGUCUACCAAAAUGUCUGCUCAUUAAUUGGCAAGGAGAAGGUGCUCCAAUCGUUAGGAAAGGAACGUGCGCUAAUCACAUUAGAGAUAUAGAAAAAUUGUUGAAGGGAGCACAUAUAACAAUUACUGCGCGUUCUGAAGAUGAUGUUGAGGUAGAUGUGAUUAUGGAAAAGCUUGCGCGAGCAACAGCCUCCGCAUAUAAGUUUAAUGAACCUCGUAGUGAAAAUGAAGGAAAUACAGGUCCUGUUGGAACAACGUAUCGCAGAGUAAUCCCAGAACAAGAGAUCAAUGCAUCGGAAAGAGAUCAGUUUUGGGAAAAGGAAGAAAUGGAGGAGAAAAAAAGAUUGGAACAAGAGCGGUUGCGCUGUGAACAGGAGCGACAGAAAUUAGAACGAGAAAUUAGGGCUCGGGAGGAAAAGGAAACGCAACUGAGGGAACAAAAAGUAACUGCUAAGGAAAAUUCAAUCGCUCGUCAAAAACUGGCCGAGCAGCGUGUCGAGGAUACAAACAACUUACGCAAUCAGAAAGCUGCUCAAAAUUACAGCAAUGAUGCCGAAGAUGAUCAUAAAUCACGAAGCGAAGAACUGCGGAGACAAAGGAGCAAAGAAACGCAACAAUUGAUUGCUCAAAGAACAAUAAACGCUCGAGCGAUAUUCGAACAGAAUUCGGCGGCCGGUCAGAUGAAGACGAGUUCGGCGCAACAAUUUUUACCUAAGAACAAUCACGUAGAGUCUAUGAGAAAAGCGUUGGAAGAGACUCAGAUAAAAGAUCAACCCGAUGUAAAGUCCCGCGAGGAAGCACUAACUGAAGCGAAAAAGUCUAUAAGUGCGGAAACAGCGACGAUUUCUUCGCCCGCAGUACCUCAGUCUCAAAAUACCAAUCAAGAAUUGAAAACGACCACGAAUCCGCAACCGAAAGCUGAACAGACGGCAGAGAAUAAAGAGCAGGUCGCUGAAAAUGAAUUGUACAACCAAUUAGAUGGCCCGUACUUAUAUUUCGAUCCGAAUAACGAGGGGAUGAAGGCUAGAGCUUUAUAUGAUUAUCAAGCCGCCGAUGACACAGAAAUCACAUUUGAUCCUGGCGAUAUAAUCACACAUAUAGACGCGAUCGACGAAGGCUGGUGGCAAGGUCUCGGACCUGACGGAACUUACGGACUUUUCCCUGCUAAUUACGUUGAAGUUAUCGAGUACAACACAACAUGAUAAGACAUGUUUCCAGAUGAAUUUAUCGGAUAUAAUUUUUCAUUUUCUUCAUAAAUUAUCCACAUAGAACCACUUGCAUGUGAGACAUCGGUAUCAGCGUAAUCCUAUUCCUGAUAAAUGCUAUUACAUUUUAAGCUAUAAGUAAAAUUGAACUACGUGAUAAUAUAAUUCUGAAUGACUAGAAAAAACCUUUUGUAAUGGAAACGUGUGCUUAGCAUGUAACAGUUGAAACGCACGUCUUCGUAACAUUUUGCGCCUUCCACGUCAUUGUUCAAUCUUAAAGCAUUUAUACAAGGAGUGAGUUUACAGUUAAUGUAACAGUUCAAUUGGUAAAAAUCUCAGAAGAGAGACGAUUGAAAUGGUAAUCAUAACCGGUAAAAUGUAUGUCUUCCCAGCAGGUCAUACAGGUUUUAUCCAAUUAACCCAUAUUAUAUAAAUAUAUAUCUUUUUAUAACACCCUGUAUCAGAUGCUGAUAUAGCAAUAACGAAAAUGCAUCUUGUAACAUGUAUGAACGGAACUGUGUUACUGCAAAACUGUAACAGCUACUUAUUUAAGUUAGAAUCAUUUUUAGAUUAAAUACUUUUAAUUUGUUACAGUUUAAUAACGAAAAACUUAGUAUUAAAGAACCCGCUUAAGUGCGAGCUGCUUCUUAAUUUUUAUAUUACUUUUUAAAUGUUGAUGUUAUGUCCAAAAAAAGCAUGAAAAUGCUUUCAGUUAUCGUUGAAACACCGUAAGAGCGGCAGUUGACACAUAUGUUAGGUAUGAUAAAUUAUUUUAUUGUAUGAUAGAAAUUUUUAUAGAUAAUAAUGAGAUAAAGUAGCAUCACAAUAUUCAUGUUACACAAAUAAAACGAAAAAAGUCA
This is a messenger RNA of Temnothorax curvispinosus, 2395 nucleotides long. RefSeq names its product drebrin-like protein B (gene Abp1). The record is from RefSeq and is a predicted model, not a curated record. NCBI's taxonomy places the organism in Eukaryota, Metazoa, Arthropoda, Insecta, Hymenoptera, Formicidae. Gene Ontology annotation, molecular function: actin filament binding. The transcript has 5 exons. Gene Ontology annotation, biological process: positive regulation of axon extension; positive regulation of dendritic spine morphogenesis; postsynaptic actin cytoskeleton organization. Gene Ontology annotation, cellular component: cortical actin cytoskeleton; plasma membrane; lamellipodium. The coding region runs from base 111 to 1532 and encodes 473 amino acids.